UAUAAUUCUGAAAACAGUAUUCUACCUAUCAUACUGAUAUUAACACUAACACACACACACAAAAAACACACCAUCCCCCUAGACUUCCUUCCUCUCAUUAACUCACCCUUCAGACCUGCAAGACUCAGAGGAGCCAAUAGCUCCUCAAACCGUUCUCUGAAUCUGGGUGUUGGUGAAGGAAGGAACAAUGGAGUCCCGGGCACCUGUUUCCGGCACGGCUCUAAUGCGGAGCGCACACUGCCGUCCACUAUGUGUGUCAGCAUACUACUUCCUGUGGCAAAGGGGCAGCGGCCCCUGCUAAACUCUCCCACCCUCUGUCAUCCCCAUUUCCUGCUCUGUGAUGGGCUUGUGGCAGGCAGAAGGACUUGAUUUCUGUAGAAAAGCCAACGAUAAAGGCUUGAGCUUCUUUUUUUAUUUAUUUGUAUUGCGCUGUUGGCGGUAUAAGCCCUGCGCAGGGGGUGUUCCCAUUUGAAUCAUUUGGUUUGUCUGAAAGACAAACUGCCUACACAGAAGACCGGGAGAUCUGUGGCUAAAUCCAGUGCGCCUACUGUGCUGGCAGUCGGAUAGCUCAAAUCACCGUCCCUACAGAGAUUCCACGACGCAGGCCACAGCAAAGUUAGAUACUAGCCUGCUUAAGAUUGAAAAAUGUAAAACCAUGACCACAGAGAGACUGUCAGACAAUACAGCAAAGAGCUGCCGUUUUAAAAUCGAGUUCAUGUUUCCGACAUGAAGAUCACGGACGUCAUGAUUUGACAUCAUUUUUCCCCCAGUGUUCCCAGUGGUCUUGAAAGCACCAUGAGUCAGAUGCAGGUACCAUCAGUCCAGUAAAAUAAAAAAGCUAAUUAUGUGCUAAUUAUUUCAAUUUAUGUUCAGCUGUGCCUCGCAAGAGCUACACCAACUGAUCUAUUUAGUUAUCAAAGCUUGAGUUUUGAAAUAUAAUAUGGUCUGAGAGGAACCUUGUUGGCAGGUCAGGCAUUGAGCUAAUAUGUUGUGAUAAUGUAUUAGGCUCACUGCACAAACCUCAUUCCUACAGAACUGUUUGUAUAAGGCUAAUGUUAUUUUAAAAAAUCUGCUUUCAGACGGAUACAGUUGCCAUGAAGAGAUGCACUUGUCAUGUUUUUUUUUUUUUUUAAUCAGAGAGAUCUUGUCUUGCUUUCUGACCGCGAAAGUGAUCUUGACUCAGCAAAUGUUGGUGACCACUGCCGCCGUCCUUGUUUCCUCAAUUCCUAUCAAAGCCCAUUGGAGGAUAUGGUCCAAGGGGGAGGGACCUUGGAUCCACUCCUCCAAUGCUCUCCUUUGAGGAAGGAGGAUGCAUUACGUUUGCAGACGGCCAUUGUCUGCGAGGGAAUGGCAGAGAGGACAAGUGGCAGUUACUUAGACAAGCGUUGGAAAUGAGAGGGGACUUUCCAACCCCCCCCCCCCCAGCAUCACCAUUGAAUUAGGAAUUAGUCAUUUCAUAGGAUCUCUAUGAUAAAUCACUGACAUGACAUGGUCUACCAUCUGUAAAUCAAUAGGCAGUUCAUCUGCUGGACCCUAUUAGUUCUUGACACUGGCAGCAUCCUCACACCUCAAUGCUUCUAUCAUAAGUUACAGGCUAUCAGGGGAGAAACUUUGGUUUUAGAAGUGGGAGGGACAUAAUUGUUUUGAUAUUUUUUUAUCCAGUCGAAUAAACACUCUAGACAGCCUACCCGACUGCUCGGAGGCGUCUGCAUGGUCCCAAAGCACACCGUUGCCUUGUUUUGCAUCACAUUCCAAUGAUAAAACGGGACACAAAAAUGUGAUUUCAAAUGUGUCCCCUCCAUCCCCAGUGACAGUUGUGCCCCAGCAGGCGAUGUAUGAAUUCCUCAUUCAUUCUAUGCUCCAUAACCAGGGCUGAUUGUCAUCUCUGUUCUGUUAAUUGCAUUGCUCAUUGUAUUGGCAGAGUUGAAGCCUAAUUGGCACAGGUGAAAAUGUUAAUUAUAUUUCUGGGAGGCAAAUCAACAUGUUGAUUGUGAUGUUGGGAGAAGUGUGUGUGUGUGCAUGCUUUUCCCAAUAGCACAGGACAUAAUGGGCCGAGUUAACCGCGGUUCUGACUAGAGGGAGUACAGCAACAAUCAGAAGUGACUUUUUCAUAGCAGGUUAGGAGAAUUUAUGCAGCAGGUCAGGAUAAUUUACGUGGCAGGUUAUGAGACUUAGUUUAAGGUUAAGAAAAGGGUUAGGCUUAGCUAAAAUGCUCUCCUAACCUACUACAAAAAGUCACUUCCGGUCAUAGCUAUCUACUCCCUCUAAGCAAAACCGCCACAAUUGGUUUGCAUUGGUUUGUUUGUUGGUUGAUGAAUCUUCAAGUCCCAACAAAUGUUUAUCAUUACUAUAGAAAACCAUUUUCAAUCAUGAAAACAUCUCAAUACUUUGUACAUUUCAGAAUUCUAUCACAUAAUCCAUAAAUGUCAAUAAGUUUUUUUACCCAUGACAUUAAUAAAACACUGUAUAAUUGUUGAACUAAUGUGCGGUCCAAACACUUAAGACACACUCUUGUCCACUUACCCUCGCCUUAUGCCCUUGGGGGAAUCCCCGUUGCCAUCUUGGAGGGUGGUCCAAAUGAUUAAGCCCUCGUUUUUAGUCGGCUUUGCGAGUGUACAAUUAUGUUCACUCAGAGGCCUGAAACUCCCCAUAAUUCAAUUCGCGAUGAUUGUACAUCCGCUAAGAAAAGUCAGAGAAAACGUAAAAACAACACCAAAGGAGAAGUCAACAUACAAUUCGUCCAGUUUACUGGAGUCUGGUGACCAUCCUGCCCCGCUCACACCUCUCAGAUGGUGUUAAAGCACUCCGUACCAGUGAUAGUGGUUCAAAGCAGGAAGUGCUCUGUGCAAUCAUCUGGUGGCCCUUCUUUACCAGACAGUGCACUACUAUCAACUAAACAUUCCUGCUGCACCACCAGUUCACAGCUGCACAGACACAGAACAGAGUUGGCUCAAGCCAAGAACACUUCCAUGGCCAAGCUGCAGGCGCUCCAGAGCCAGCCAGCAGACCCAGAUGGUGGGUGGGGCUGGGUGGUGGUGGGGGCCCUGUUUGUGACCUCUGCCCUGGUGUUUGGGAUAAUCCGGAGCAUGGGGGUCUUCUUUGUGGAGUUUGUGCAGUACUUUGGGGAGGGCGCCCAGGCUGUAUCCUGGAUCACAUCCAUAGGGUUGGCCAUGCAGCAGUGUGUCAGUGAGUGUCCAAUUGGCACAGCGCUGUGUAAUGGAUACGGUGCCAGACCUGUUGUGAUGGCAGGAGGUUGUCUCUCUGCACUCGGCUUCAUCCUGGCCUCACAGGCCACCUGCGUCACACACCUCUACCUCACCUUGGGCAUCAUCUCAGGUUCGGGCUGGGCAUUAGUCUUCACUCCUAUGGUGGCGUCAGUGAUGCAGUACUUCACCCGGAAGCGCUCCCUGGCCAUGGCGCUAGGCUUUACGGGCGUGGGCCUCUCGUCCUUCGCCUUUUCACCCCUCUUCCAGCUCUUGGUGGAGAUGUACACCUGGCGGGGGGCCCUUCUCAUCCUGGGGGGCCUCAGCCUCAACAUGGUGGCCUGCGGGGCCCUCAUCAGGCCCCUGGGGACUCACAAGGCUGUAGCUGCGCUGGCCCCAGGUGAGAGUGCCUGUUCCUGCGCCUCCCUCUUCCAACGGGCCUACUCCUACCUGGAGCUUUCCCUCCUCUUCCAGCGGCCCUUCCUCACUUACAGCUUGGCCAUCACCUUCUUCAACUGUGGCUACUUUGUGCCUUACGUCCACCUGGUGGCCCACAGCCGCCACGAGGGCUUCUCCCAGUAUCAGGCUGCCUUCGUCAUCUCAGCCACGGGUGUGACGGACAUCGUGGGCCGUGUGGUGUCCGGCUGGGCCUCGGACCUGGGCCGUCUCCGUCUGCCCCACAUGCUGGUCCUCUGGACGGGCCUGUUGGGCCUCUCCCUCCUCGUGCUGCCCCUGGGCUCCUUGGGGGGGUCCUACCCGGGCCUCCUCAUCAUCAGCCUAGCUUAUGGGUUCUGCGCCGGCGCCAUGACUCCCCUGGUGUUCUCGGUGGUGCCGGAGAUCGUGGGCAUGGAGCGGAUGCUGGGCGCCCUGGGGCUGCUACAGAUGAUCGAGAGCAUCGGGGGGCUGCUGGGGUCACCGCUGUCAGGUUUGUUGAAGGACCUGACAGGCAGUUACACGGCCUCCUUCCUGGUCGCUGGUGGUUUCCUCCUGCUGGGUACCAUGGUAAUGACCACUUUGCCUCACUUCUUCUCCUGCACCGACCAGCACCCUCUCCAGAGACACGCCCACAACUACAACAACAAGCAGCAGAACCAGCAGAGCCCUGAGUCUGGCCUCAUGACCAACUCCCAAUCAGAGAAACUCAACCACAUAGAUACCAUACCGUACUCUCAACCGCAACUGGACUGCGACAGCCUCCAGCCGGAACCAGAGGUGUACAUGCCUUUAAACUGAAGCAGAACCGAUGAUGCCACUACUAUAUAGCCGAUGAUGCCACUUACUUAGCCAAUAGGGCGGCUGAAUGCCUCGUUUCUCAGUUUCUCAGUUUCUCAGUUUCCCCAUUGGUCUGGGGAGUAUAUGGUUAAGGUGCACGAGUGCUACAGGUUUAUAUUCCGAAGUCGUGUACAUUUGUGGAGGAGGAAGACACAGAUACAAGGCAAAAAUACACAUGGGCAGUGUGGGAUGUCUACUGUACACAUCCAACCAGUAUAUCGUGUUACAUAUGACUUGGCCGUGUUAUGACCAUGGCAUUUCACACGCAUAGCUUCUAACCAGAGGAGCCUGGUGGGAGGAUCUAUAGGAGGACGGACUCAUUGUAAUGGCUGGAAUGGAAUCAAUGGAACGGUAUCAAACACAGCAACCAUAUGGAAACUCCGUUCCAUUGAUUCCAUUCCAGUCAUUACAAUGAGCCCUUCCUCCGAUAGCUCCUCCACUAGUCCAUAUGUCACCAUGACUUUCAGAAUCUGCUCAUGUGAAGUCUUAUUCAGUUUUCUAGCUGUAGAGAAAAGGUCAACAUGGUGGGUGGCAUUCAGUAUAAGAAGUCCUCAGGCAACUCAGCUAGCAAUUUUUUUUGUUUUGUUUUUUUUGUUUGUUGACCUUUAUUUAACCAGGCAAGUCAGUUAAGAACAAAUUCUUAUUUUCAAUGACGGCCUAGGAACAGUGGGUUAACUGCCUGUUCAGGGGCAGAACGACAGAUUUGUACCUUGUCAGCUCGGGGAUUUGAACUUGCAACCUUCCGGUUACUAGUCCAACGCUCUAACCACUAGGCUACCCUGCCGCCCCUAUACGUCACAGACCAUAUCAUGUGACAGUCUAGUUCAUGGCAUAUGUCCAACAUUUUUGACCCUUCUCUCUCUCUCUCUCUCUGUCCAAACAGAGCCUUGGGGUAGCCCCCACAGUAGGCUACCAUAUCACUUGCAGGAUCAAUGUAGGUGUACUCACAAGAUCAACCACAUCUGGGUGGCAGAAUGUUUAUUUUGUAAGGAACUUCUAAAAGCGGAACCGUUCACACCAGGGCCACCAUUUAGCAUUCAAUAUCUUCCAAUGAGAAAGGCUUCUGAUUUUAAACACACCAGUCCGUCUCGAUCUGUACCCAUAGGUACAUAGGUAGAAGGGAAUCUGGUUUGAGUUCUUUCCCCCACCCAACUCUCUGACUUGUCUAAUCUAGUAGGCUAUGCGUGAGUAAGAUUGAAGUAGCACUAAUCCGUUUUCUUUGAAUCAUUCUCUGGAAUGAUAUAUUCACAUGAGUCAUUUGGUGUUCUAUGUCAAAAAAUGGAUGAUUGUUUUAGGUGUAUUUCUCUGACCCCUGGUAUUAUUCAACUAACUCGAGGCCACAGUCCCAUAGUCGGGCUGCUAUGAGGAUAUGACGAGUUUAAUUCUAAAACGCUAUAUAUCAAUUUUCAGAAAUGUUUGUAAAUGAGCUUUUGUAGUAUAAAGAACUUAUUAAAGAGAUUGUGUUUUUUUCCACUAUCUAAUCAUGGCACGGGGUUGUUCAAUGACAGACAUGUCAUUGUUUUGGAUUCGAUCACUUGGUGGUUUCAUUUCAGAGAGAUAAAUAAUCAUGUUUUGUUGCAAAACCCUAUAUAUCCGCCUCAUUCUCGGAGGAAUAACUAGUACUGCUAGGUUUAACACAGUCAAAUGUAAUAAAUAACAUUUUUUUUUCAUAAAGAACUGCACAAAUGACAUAUGUUACAUCAAUAUAAAAAAAAUGAAACAUUAUAGUAAUAUGAGAUCUGUAGGAUGUAAAAUAUUUACAUUUGACAUUUGAGUCAUUUAGCGGACUCUUAUCCAGAGCGACUUACAGUUCAUUCAUCUUAAGAUAGUUAGGUGAGACAGACACAUAUCAUUCAAAUGUACAAAAUUCGAGCUAAACAAUGGGUAUAUAGAGUUUUGCAAAUAAAUAAAUAAUUAAACGCCUAAAAUCUAUGAAUUAAAAGUCGGAAAACAUAUUUUACACCCAUGAAGAUACCAUAAGAAAUAAUUUCUGAUGAAAAAACGUGGGAAAAUGGGUGGAUAUAGCGUUUUUGGAACAAAACUCUUCAUAUAGACAGUCUAUUCCUCAUGUACAAUAAUGUUAUACAAUCAUAUCAUAUUUUGGACUAAACACCAAAGGAACUCCAAAAGAUUGAGCUUAGUGUAGAUGGAAGAACAGCCUCUAUUCGUAGGGCAUGGACUCUACAAGGUGUCGAAAGCAUUCCACAGGGAUGCUGGCCCAUGUUGACUCCAAUGCAUCAGUUGUGUACAGUUGUCAAGUUGGCUGGAUGUCCUUUGGGUGGUGGACAAGGGAUCAUAGCUUUCACUCUACAUCUUGAAAAGAGCACAAGGUGUUUUCCCAAAGCAAGUAUGGAAUAGGCAACCUACUGACAUGUAGUCACUCACUGGCAGUGUGCUCUCCUAGUUUCCAGAACUUUCUCAGUUCAGUCAAUCAACGCAAUUUUCUGUUUACUGAAUAUCAAGUGCUGUUGAAAUUGUAUGUAGUUACUCUCCUGUGAAUGUCUCUUGUUCAUCAUUUAUUUCCAUGUUUUUUUUUUCAUCAUUAUUUUGCAAGGUGAGGGCUAGACAAUUGUGCCCCCAACCCAAAUCUGUUCGUGCUGUCUUGCAACUCCUCUGGUCUUUGUCCCGCCGAACAGUUUUGACAGAUCUGGGACCAGGCUAAGACGAUCAUGAUCUGGAUUUGGUUGGCAGAGCACUUCUAGGUAAUCUAAUUGGUCAGUUGAUACUUUUGUCAGUGACUAUGUUUACAUGCACACCAGAGGAGGCUGGUGGGAAGAGCUAUAGGAGUAUGGGCUCGCUGUAAUGGCUGGAAUGGAAUGGUAUCAAACAUGGAAACCACGUUUGACUCCAUUUAUACCAUUCCAGCCAUUACAAUGAGCUGUUGUCCUAUCGCUCCUUCCACCAGCCACCACUGAUGCACACAGUAUUCCAGAUAAUCGCUCAUAUCCCAUGUAAGGUCCUGUUCAGGAUAUGCUGUUUACAUGCACUUUUGCUAUCCCGCUUAUAAGUAUUUCUGUGUCCAUGAAUAAACAAAAUAUUCCUCAA
This is a messenger RNA of Oncorhynchus gorbuscha (pink salmon), 7520 nucleotides long. RefSeq names its product solute carrier family 16 member 13 (gene slc16a13). Gene Ontology annotation, molecular function: monocarboxylic acid transmembrane transporter activity. Bases 2790 to 4436 code for a protein of 548 amino acids. The transcript is spliced from 9 exons. Gene Ontology annotation, biological process: monocarboxylic acid transport; transmembrane transport. The record is from RefSeq and is a predicted model, not a curated record. Lineage: Eukaryota; Metazoa; Chordata; Actinopteri; Salmoniformes; Salmonidae.